AAAAAAGCGGCGUCAGCUACUAACUAACGCGCAAUCUGCGAUCUUUUGUGUUUUUCCUGUUGCAAACCGAGAUUGCAUUUAAAUAGAUACCGAUAUUUUUCUCAUAAACUAUGGCCGAAAACGAUGUUACAAAAAAAUCUGAUGAUGAUGUGAAAAAUAUAAGACGUAAAUAUAGACAAGCAAAUGGUCUUAGAUGUUUAAUAGAAUCAUGUGGUGCGAGCUAUAGGACAAGUCUCGAAAAUAAUCCAGUUAAAUUAUUUUCGUUUCCAACAAAACUAUCUAAUGUGAACAAGUGGAUUAAAAAAUGCAACUUAUCCAAUAAUUUGGAUCUUAAAAGGGCUAGAAUUUGUAACAGGCACUUUGAAGAGAAAUAUAUUUGUGGUCGAAAAGUAACGCCCGAUGCAAUUCCAACCUUAAAUUUGUGCAAACCAAACUUCUCUUAUGAUAUUGACGACUUUAGGGAUGCAAUUUUUUUAGUAGGCAGUGACGAAGAGGAAACGGAAGAGGAAGAAAAAGAAGAACAGAAUAUUAAAAACAUUCGGAUUGAAAAUGAUAUGAAAAAUGAAUGUGCCGACGAAGAAUCUGUAGAUACUUUAUUGAGCUUUAAGAACAAGCCAAAAAAUCAAGAUUUAGUCGACGUUGAUGGCUCAUCCUAUUGCUCAAAUUGUAUAAAGAAAGAGCAAAAUGAGGUAUACUAUAGAAGAAAAUAUUAUAAUAUCGGAAUAGAGCUUACAAGAGUACAGGAAAAGUAUAUUAGUUUAAAAAAAAGGUAUCUUGCUUUAAAGCAGGCCUCUAAAGACAGAGACAUUUCAUUUAACACUGGGAAUUGUUCAAGCAAUUCAAAGCUGAGCUAAGUACACGCCAGCGCCCACAUCCCAUUCAUUCAUAUCUAUAUAUACAUUCAUAUAAAUGUAAAGUAUUAUCGAUACUUUACACGGAAGCAGCAGCACCGGCAUCGGAGGCUGCCGGCAGACGAAGAGGAAACCUCCGUCGCCGGCGCUGUGUCGUCCAAGAGGAAACCAAACGAGAUCAUAUACAGAUUCUUCAACCCUUCUGAAAGUCACUCAGUCUUCCAAUCCGUACAAUGAUUAUUGCCAGCAUUUUGUGGACACCGGUCAAAGGCCAAAGAAUUUUAUACGCGACAUCGAACUGGCCGAUCGCUUCCAGGAAUAUCCGUAACUGCGUGAGCUGAUUAAGCUGAUAAACUCAUUUAAGACACUGCAUCGGCGCCCAUGUAUCUGAAAGCAGAUAUGAAAACCUUGGGCAGUAAAUUUGACGUUAUUCUCAUCGAGCCACCGCUUGAGGAAUAUGCUCGAGUAGCACCCGCUGUAGCGACAGUGGGCGGAGCACAACGAGUCUUCUGGAACUGGGAUGAUAUACUGAAUAUGGAUGUUGGCGAAAUAGCUGAACAUUGUUCGUUUGUCGUUCUGCGGUCAGGUUCAUCGGAGGGUUUAGGUCAUCAUUGAGGCUUUCCUCGUUAUGAGAACAUCUACUGGAUAUGCAAUAACAAAUAGAAGCCUGGUUGGUAAUCCAACGCACUAAGGAAAGGAACACUAAUGGGCAACAGCGACGGCGAUAUAAUUAUAUCCGAGGGAGCGCAGAACAGAUGCUUUCAGAAACCUAUCAUUCAUAUCAUUGAACAUUUUUUUUUUGCCUGGAUCAUCACGUUUCGAAUUGUUUGGUCUCUAUUCAAGCUCAGCUGGCGAAGUAUCAGAUGUACACUUUCUAAAGGUAGGCUU
This is a messenger RNA of Drosophila arizonae, 1739 nucleotides long. Its product is annotated as methyltransferase-like protein 14 homolog. Lineage: Eukaryota; Metazoa; Arthropoda; Insecta; Diptera; Drosophilidae. The record is from RefSeq and is a predicted model, not a curated record.